GACGAAAUUAUAGAAGAAUGUUUACACAUUAUCAUAGAAUUAAACGCUAGUUUGAGUGUUCAUCAGCUCCUAAGAAAGUAUCGCGAUGCAGCGAACUGUGACUUUGUAUCAAAUAGAUUCCAUGGUGCAGUGGAUGUGGAGAUGGCGUGUUUGUCCUGUGGCUGUGAGCAGAGGUCAUAUGCCAUUCUGCACCACACAACAAGAGCCCCAUCAAGCAAAUCCAUCUCACACCAGUCAGGUCACCCACAGACCUGUGACCCAGCUCACCCUGUGCUCUUUGCUCGAGAUGGGCUUCUCAGAAACUCAAGCCGAGGAGAUGCAUGAAGGUGCAAUGAAGAGCCGUGGGAAACAUGUUCCAUCUGUUCUGACAGCACUGUUUAUCCUAGGAUUAAAUCCGUCCAGUAUCCUGAAAAUAAUGCAGAAGUGUCCAGAGGUAUACUCACUGAAAGGUGCAGACUUACAGCAACGUGUCAAUCAUCUGAGGAAGAUGGGAUUGGUAGAAGGCAGUCUGCAGAGGAUGAUCAGUCACUACCCCAAGGUCAUGGUCCUGCCAAUCAAGAGGGUAAACAUGGUGUCCCGAUUGCUCAGGGAGAAAUGCCUCUUCACCGUCCAACAGGUCACAGACAUCCUCAGAGAAUCACCUGAGGUUUUGGAGGAGGAUUUGGCCCAGCUGGAGUAUAAAUUUCAGUAUGCAUAUUUCCGUAUGGGUGUUCGGCAGGCAGAGAUGGUGAAGGCGAAGCUGUUCAGGUUGUCUCUGUCUGAGCUGCGGUGUCGUCACUGUUUUCUGGAGCGGAGGGGACUGUACCAGACGCCCGACAAGAAGGGCCAAACACUCAUCGCCAACCCGCUCAAAGACGUCCUCUGCGUCUCUGAGGAAACCUACCUGACGCAAGUCGCCAUGGCAACUGUAGAGGAGUACCAUGUUUUUCACAAACUGAUGGCAAGAGAACAGGAGGAAGAAGGAAAGGAGGAUGAGUACAGCAGUGACGAGGAUGAGGAGUUAGGGGAGGAUAAAUGUAAUGACGAUGAUGACGGACAGCACAGGAGGAAGCAUCUCUGGAACACUGGUUACAAGAAGGACAGGAAAUGAGGGGUUUUGUAUUAAUGAUUCAAAAUGAAUAAAAACUUUUUCAUUCAGCAAAUUUCCUCAGUGUUUUGUUUAUUGGAAAAACAUUGCAGCAUCAGGUUUGCAUAUAUAAUGCAAACUACUAGCAUCAUUUGUUUAAGGGCUGGUGGUCAUGCCAACAUUUUUGUAUAUUGUUUGUUUGUGUAACUCUCCAUCUCAUUUAUUGCUUUAUAAGCUUUUAGCUCCGGAUAUGAGGUGCAUAAUAGUGUCGAGGGACAUUGAAGUAAUAACGGUGUUAGUGUUAGUUUAUCUGAACGGCCUGUCAUGGGGAGGGUCAGCACAAUUUACACCAAAUGCUAAGUAACCAUGGAGAGCUGAAAGAGUGUUAGUGCCGUGCGAUCGUUUACGGAUCUGUGCGCAUCAGUGGAACGCCUGCUCUGAUAACGAGGACAGAGUCGGGAGGUAUUGAUCUGGGGUGACAUUAGUCUAAUGGAGGUUUGGAUGGAAGCAGAAUUUACUGCACACGUGUAUGUGUGGAACAGGUACGUGAGUCAUUUUAACACAAUUAAUCGAUUGUUAGUCAAUGCAUCCAUAUUUCAUUCUUCUUCUGUGGACUGUUUGUUGGUGAAACAGGGCUGAAACUAACAGAAGUGUUUUGUGGACCAGGAAUUGUGUUGGAACUAUGUGGCAUGUCACACUGAUUGGUGUAUUAUUAUAGACAAGAGUUUUUACAACCGUACAAGACACAAUAUUUGCAUGGAUUUGUUCUUGACAUUGUUUAUGAGGCGUUUCAUACUGUUAUCAUUAUUAACCCUUUGAUUUGUGUCUGAAUGUUUUUAUGAAAAUAUGGGCUCGCUCAUUUUUUUAAUGCAGUAUUAUCAAGAAUAUGUUAGAAAAAACAAUAUAGUUUUUGUUCUAAUUAUAGGUAUAGUGUUUUGGCUAUUUUUUUUUUUUUUAUUCUCUGUUCAUCGUUCAGGCCCAUAUAUUAGACACUGGAAUGUGUAUUGGGAGAAAAAGUCAAUAAAUGCGUUAUUUGAUGAUUGA
Messenger RNA from Megalobrama amblycephala (Wuchang bream), 2110 nucleotides. RefSeq names its product mitochondrial transcription termination factor 4 (gene mterf4). Gene Ontology annotation, molecular function: double-stranded DNA binding. Gene Ontology annotation, biological process: regulation of DNA-templated transcription. NCBI's taxonomy places the organism in Eukaryota, Metazoa, Chordata, Actinopteri, Cypriniformes, Xenocyprididae. The record is from RefSeq and is a predicted model, not a curated record.